AUGCUGACACUGCAACUGAGAGCCUGCUUGGCUUUAGCCCUAUACCUACCCUCGGUCCACGGAUGCAAUGACAACUGGCUCAGCAAAAGGGCCACCGGUGAUGGCGCAGUCGUCAAUGACCAAUCCAUCGUCCCCAAGGUUAUCGAUAUAGCUCCUUUGGUGGAAGUGCAAUUAGGUCAGCUGACGAUUAGUGCGAACACUUCGGAUGCCGCAUCACCUCUUCCUAUCGAUGCGGCAGCUGCUGCUGCCGCCGGGACGGUCAAUGGGACAGUGUUGGUGAUCGCCCGGGACAAAACGGUUGCAUAUUCGGCAUAUUCAGGACUGAACGACCAUGGUAUACCCUAUCAACUCUUGAUCGUUCCCGCCGAAGGGGCAGCACUCCCAAGAUUGAAUGACUCAGCGACCCAAGGCAAUUACGGGCUCGUCGUUGUCCUAUCAGAAAUCAGCUACAUCAACAACAGUACUGGACAGUAUCAUAGUGCUCUUACUGAUGCACAAUGGAACGCUCUCUACAAUUACCAGCUUGCCUUCGGUGUCCGAAUGGUGCGACUCGAUGUCGCGCCGUCAAUCGCCACCGGAACCGCCUCACUCGGGACCUGCUGCAGCAAGGGAAACCAGACGGUAUCCAUAUCCAACGACAAAGAGUUUACCACUGCUGGCCUCAAGACUGGUGCAGGUGUUAGCACUGCCGGCCUAUGGCAUUAUCCCGCUAACAUCACUGAUGCCUCUAUUGCUACUGAGUUCGCACAGUUUUCUGCAGCAGCCGCUGAUGGAUUUAAAACGAAGUCUACCGCAGGUGUGAUUAACAGGAUCAAUGGAAGGGAACAGAUGGUUUUCUUUAUAGGAUUUUCAACCGGGUGGAGUUUGACGUCGAACUUGUUGCAGCAUGCAUGGAUUAAUUGGGGUACCAGAGGACUUUACGCUGGUUAUCGCCGAGCAAUGAUGUCGCCACAAAUUGACGAUAUGUUUCUUGAAACCCCGAUUUUCGACAACCCCACGGAAAAUUUUAGACUUACCGCUGAGGAUAUGGAGGGCCAUCUCGAGUGGCUCCCCACACUGACGAAAAAACUCAACGCUGGCAGCGACUGGUUCCUGGAGGUUGGCCACAAUGGCAACGGGAAUAUUGAGUCUGUUAAUGCCACUGACACGACUAAUACUCUAUGUAACCCUGGACCGAUCGAAUAUCCCGACCAAAUUGAUACACCGCUUGAGUUCACAAAGCCUCUUGGUUCCGGUACCAAUCUAUACCCCGCCACCCCAACCGCUUAUCCGAAGUACUCAAGGGACUGCACUGAUAGCGACGACUUGCUUUGGUGGUGGGAGGAUACUACCAACCUCAAUGCCUUUGCGCAUCUUUCCCACACCUUCACCCAUCAGGACGAGAACAAUGCUACCUACUCAGAUGUCUACAAGGAAAUUACCUGGAAUAAAGCUUGGCUUGAUUCUGUAGGUAUAUCAGCAGCCGAGAAAUUUAGCGCCAGUGGCAUCAUCCCACCAGCUAUUACUGGUAUGCAUAACGGAGAUGCGGUAAGAGCUUGGGCGGAUAGUGGAAUAAAACACGUUGUGGGUGAUAAUACCCGCCCGGUGUUGAUGAAUCAGGAAAAUGAGCAUUGGCCCCUUAUAUCGACAGUCGAAUCGAACGGCUACGCAGGAAUCCAGAUCACCCCACGAUGGGCUAGCAACAUCUACUACAAUUGUGACUUGCCGGCAUGCACGACAGCGGAAUGGGAACAGUUUUCCGCCGGAAAGGGCAAUUAUGCAGACCUUCUUGUGUUAGAGAGAGACAACAAUGUGCGACAUCUAUUAGGCUUGCAUCAUGAUCCCCACAUGUUUCAUCAAGCCAAUCUGCGGUGGGCAGAUGUUGAAGAGUCUACCGUUAACGGCCGCAACGGUCAAUACUCUCUGUUGAUGGCGUGGACUGAAACGGUGGUGGUUGAAUUUGUUCGACUUGUAAAAUGGCCCUUGGUCUCGCAAAAGCAUGACGAUCUCGCAGCCACAUUCAUGUCUCGAAUGAACAGAGACGCCUGCCGGCCGAAUUUCAGUUGGACAGUUGAUUCCAAGUCGCAGACCAUCACUGGAGUCACAGUUGGGGCCAUCGGCAACAGAUGCAAAGAAAAGAUUCCCCUCACCCUCCCCGGGCCAGUAACUUCCCUUCAGGGUGCGACGAAGGAGCAACGCGGGUCUGAUCCUUUGACGCUCUGGGUCACAUUGUCCGGCAAGCCUGUAACAUUCACACUCGCCACACCGAUACCAUUGUCCGCAAAGUAA
This is a messenger RNA of Venustampulla echinocandica, 2268 nucleotides long. RefSeq lists its product as uncharacterized. The transcript has 12 exons. Lineage: Eukaryota; Fungi; Ascomycota; Leotiomycetes; Helotiales; Pleuroascaceae. The coding region runs from base 1 to 2268 and encodes 755 amino acids. The record is from RefSeq and is a predicted model, not a curated record.